AUGGCCAUUGGCCUGGUCCAGCAUAGGCAGAUCAACCUGGAGCUCUACGCCUCCUACGUGUUCAGCAUGUCUUUCUAUUUUGACCGGGAUGAUGUGGCUCUAAAGAACUUUGCCAAGUAUUUUCUGCACCAAUCCAACGAGGAGCGUGAGCAUGCUGAAAAACUCAUGAAGCUGCAGAACCAGAGGGGUGGUCGCAUCUUUUUGCAGGACAUCAAGAAACCCGAUCUUGAUGAUUGGGAGAAUGGGUUGAUGGCAACGGAGUGUGCCUUGCACCUGGAAAAAAAUGUGAACCAGUUACUCCUUGAUCUGCACAAGCUGGCAACUGACAAAAAUGACCCUCAUUUGUGUGACUUCAUUGGAUACACCAGGGUUGUGUCUUCCUCCUCAGACUCACUCUCGGAUGUGCUGCAUGGGGGUAGGUUAGCUGCAGGGGGCCGGCUGUCCAUGUUGGAUGGUGGAGUUGGUCUAGCACCUUUAUCCUGCCUGAUUGCCCUGUUGUAG
Molecule: messenger RNA, 501 nt
Organism: Dermochelys coriacea (leatherback sea turtle)
Lineage: Eukaryota; Metazoa; Chordata; Testudines; Dermochelyidae
Product: ferritin heavy chain-like
Biological process (GO): iron ion transport; intracellular iron ion homeostasis
Cellular component (GO): cytoplasm
Molecular function (GO): ferric iron binding; ferrous iron binding
Source: RefSeq, a predicted model, not a curated record